AUGAUCAGGGCCCUACUGUUGUCUACAUUGGUGGCUGGAGCUCUCAACUGUGGGCACCCCACUUACCUGCCCAACCUGCACAGGGUGGUUGGAGGUGAAGAUGUGAGGGCCAACAGCAGUCCCUGGCAGGUCUCCCUGCAGUACAGCUCCAAUGGCCAGUGGCACCACAUCUGCGGAGGGUCUCUGAUAGACCAAAACUGGGUCCUGACAGCUGCCCACUACAUCACGACCUACAGCGUGGUGCUGGGCCAGCACUACCUCGCCACCUAUGAGCCCAGCUCGCUGGCCAUCAAGGUCUCCGAGCUUGUGGUGCAAGAGGACUGGAACUCCAACCAGCUCUCCAAAGGGAACGACAUUGCCCUGCUCAGACUGGCCAACUCCAUCGCCCUGACUGACAAGAUCCAGCUAUGCUGCCUACCGCCCGCUGGCACCAUUCUACCCAACAACUACAUCUGCUAUGUCACAGGCUGGGGAAGGCUGCAGAGUAACGGAGCUCUUCCUGACAUCCUGCAGCAGGGCGAGCUGCUGGCUGUGGACUCUGCCACAUGCUCCCAACCUGGUUGGUGGGGCAGCACUGUGAAGACCAAUAUGAUCUGUGCGGGGGGUGAUGGUGUGACCUCCAGCUGCAGUGGGGACUCCGGCGGACCACUGAACUGCCAGGCGGCUAAUGGCCAGUGGCAAGUGCACGGCGUGGUCAGCUUCAGGUCCUCCCUUGGUUGCAACUAAUACCACAAGCCCUCCGUCUUCACGUGGGUCUCCAACUACAUGGACUGGAUCAAUUCGGUAAGAACCGGACCAGCCCAGUGCCCCCCAGGCCCUGCCCUGGCCCUGGCCCCAUGA
This is a messenger RNA of Mesoplodon densirostris (Blainville's beaked whale), 840 nucleotides long. Its product is annotated as chymotrypsin-like elastase family member 2A. NCBI's taxonomy places the organism in Eukaryota, Metazoa, Chordata, Mammalia, Artiodactyla, Ziphiidae. Gene Ontology annotation, biological process: proteolysis. The record is from RefSeq and is a predicted model, not a curated record. Gene Ontology annotation, molecular function: serine-type endopeptidase activity.